UUAUUAUAGUAAUAAUAAUAUGAAGAUAUAGUAGAAAUUAGAGGAUAUAUAAUAGAUACAAGAUAGUACAGUAAGUAAGUAAAGAGAUAGCAUGAGCCGGCAUCAGUCCAAUUCUAUUUCACGCUUAAAUCGGGUAUUACCUGUACCCAUUGAAUUGCAUAACGACGAGAGUGAAGAUGAUGAUAGUGGAGGCGCAGGUGAUGGUCAAGGUCAAGGUCAAGAUACUGGUACUAAAGCCAAACGAGUUAGUAAAUUAUCGCAUAUAACAAAUGUAUUGGUAGGAGAGCAUCAUUUAAUUGAAGGUGAGCAUGGAAAAUCGUACAUUACAUGGGCAAUAAAAAUUGUGUUGGAUGACUCAGAUUAUUCAUCUAUAGUCAUCUACAAAAGAUAUAGUGAGAUUGAGAAAUUUUAUCAGGAUCUUAUGCAUCACUAUGAGAAUACUAAGAGAGUACUAAUACCGGCAUUACCUCCUAAGGAUAACUUUCUGAUUGAACGAAUAAUGAUGUCAAACAAUUGGUUAGAAGAGAGACGUAAGGGGUUACAGUGGUUUAUGAGUAAUGUGUUAUUAAAUCCCAAAUUGCAGGACUGUGACGUGAUCAAGAAGUUUAUAUUGGGAUAGGUCAUGUAGAAUUAAUAAAUGUAUAUUAAAACAUAUAUAAAAACAGUAAUUAAAUAAUAACCAAA
Scheffersomyces amazonensis is the source of this 684-nucleotide messenger RNA. RefSeq lists its product as uncharacterized. NCBI's taxonomy places the organism in Eukaryota, Fungi, Ascomycota, Pichiomycetes, Serinales, Debaryomycetaceae. Bases 92 to 619 code for a protein of 175 amino acids. The transcript has a single exon. Gene Ontology annotation, molecular function: phosphatidylinositol-3-phosphate binding. The record is from RefSeq and is a predicted model, not a curated record.